AAUACGGGUCAUGGGCGUUCCCAUUAAAAUCGUCCUACAUCGAAAUCGUCUUAUCCUGAGUGAAUUUUCUUUCAAAUCAUCGAAAAUGUCUUGCUGUGGAGGAAACUGUGGGUGUGGCUCUGGCUGCAAGUGUGGCAGCGGCUGUGGAGGAUGCGGUAUGUACCCAGAUUUGAGUUACUCGGAGGCCGCCGCCACCACCGAGACUCUGGUUCUCGGCGUUGCUCCCCAGAAGACAUAUGUUGAGGGAUCUGAGUCCGAGAUGGGUGCGGAGAAUGGGUGCAAGUGCGGCUCUGACUGCAAGUGCAAUCCAUGCAAUUGCAAAUGAGAGACCGGAAUUUGAAGCAGAGAUGGAGAAAAACGUAUUAGUUUAAUAAUUUGUGUCUGUGUUAAUAGGAGCAAAUUGAUUACAUCUUCUAAGUAUGAUGAAUUAAUUGUGUUCCUUGUAAUAAAAGUGCUGCUUUUGUGUUUAUGACUGAUUCUGUUUGGUCUUUGUAACUUUCUCUGCUUCUGUUUGGAGUUUCCUCUAGAUAAUAUUAAAAGAAAGAGGGAGUCUGGUUGAAUUAAUUAAUGCAUGAAUGAACACUCCUUUUUUCUGCUAAA
Messenger RNA from Olea europaea var. sylvestris, 600 nucleotides. Its product is annotated as metallothionein-like protein type 2. Gene Ontology annotation, molecular function: metal ion binding. Bases 11 to 325 code for a protein of 104 amino acids. The transcript has 3 exons. Lineage: Eukaryota; Viridiplantae; Streptophyta; Magnoliopsida; Lamiales; Oleaceae. The record is from RefSeq and is a predicted model, not a curated record.